Aspergillus tanneri is the source of this 303-nucleotide messenger RNA. RefSeq lists its product as uncharacterized. The record is from RefSeq and is a predicted model, not a curated record. The transcript has 2 exons. Lineage: Eukaryota; Fungi; Ascomycota; Eurotiomycetes; Eurotiales; Aspergillaceae. The coding region runs from base 1 to 303 and encodes 100 amino acids.
AUGAUAUUCGACCCAGAUAAGGCUGCGCAGGUGUCUCGGGAGGAUGGCCAGUUGCCAAGUACAUGGGCGAGUAUGGAUGCGAAUAUGGGUUUAUUUGCACCUACCAAGAAGCACUCUUCCUUAAAGAGAGUCAGCGUGUAUCGGUUCGCUGUCUCUGCUAUCUAUGGCUCGGACAACUCAGCUCCCAAUGCGAGUGCUUUUAUUUCCUUGCGAGCCUGGCAUCAACGGGGAGUUGGAGAUACCAUGGCACAAAAGGAGGACCAUCUCUCGUGGGUGGUAGCUACCGGCUCCCACACAAUCUGA